AAAAAAAGGCGUGGUGUGAUGAUGAAAAUGAACUUGUCAGAAUUUGUUACUGUAUAACACUGUUGCGGAGCACCCUCUUACCGCUGGCUUAUCCCGUAAUAGCUGAGGAACUCGCUUCUCGCAGGUGACGAGAGGGUUCAGGAUUGGAAUACUGAGGACGUUUAAUCUUUCUGCUGAUUAAGAAGAAGGUAGAAAAUGCCCACCACGUUGAUAGACUCAUUUUGAAGAAGAUCAAAGAAGCAGAUGGUACGAGAACAAUACCUGACAACACAAGGCUGCAGCCUACAGAGGCCAGAGAACCAAUAUGUCUACAAGAUUGGGAUCUAUGGCUGGAGGAAGCGCUGCCUUUAUUUAUUUGUGCUGCUGCUUCUCAUCAUCUUGGUUGUGAAUUUUGCAUUGACCAUCUGGAUUCUCAAAGUGAUGUGGUUUUCCACAGAUGGAAUGGGAUAUCUGAGAGUUACAGAAAAUGGACUUCGUCUGGAAGGAGAGUCGGAAUUUCUUUUCCCGUUGUAUGCCAAAGAAAUUCGCUCCAGAACGGAUUCCCCCUUGCUUGUGGAUUCUUCACAGAAUGUGACUGUUAAUGCUCGUAACUCUGAAGGACAAAUCACUGGCAGAUUAACAGUGGGUCCCAGUACAGUGGAAGCUCAUGGAAAACAUUUUGAAGUCAACUCAAACACAGGCAGAAUGCUGUUUUCUGCAGACGAGAGUGAGGUGGUGGUUGGUGCUGACAGACUUCGGGUCACAGGACCAGAAGGUGCUCUCUUUGAACAUUCUGUGGAGACACCAGUUGUCAGAGCUGAACCAUUCAAGCAGCUCAGGCUGGAGUCUCCAACACGUUCUUUGUGCAUGGAUGCACCAAAAGGAAUUCAGAUCAAAGCAAGAGCUGGGAAUGUUGAAGCCUCUUCUCAGAGGGACAUUGUUUUCCAUACAAGUGAAGGAAUGGUAAUGUUAGAUGCUGAGACUGUGAAACUACCCAAGUUGCCUCAUGGGGCUCAGGGGGGAUCUGGAAAUCCUCAGGGACUUUAUGAAGUUUGUGUCUGUCCAGAUGGAAAACUGUACCUGUCUGUCGCAGGAGUGGGAUCCACCUGCCAGGAAUACAGCCGGGUGUGCCAGUGAGCACAUCUUGGUGUCUUCUCAAAUCUUCUGAGAACUUGACAUUUCAUCCAGCAAUUUUGAAAACGUUUGAAUUUUCUUCAGUAAAUGCAGCUGCAAGUAUCAGUGCCAUAUAAUCUUUUUUUUAAAAAAAGUGGUAAAAUAUUUCCCUGCACCAAUACAUCUAAUCUGAGACAUUAAACAGAAAUCCCUAUUGCCCCAGAAAAACCAAAAUUAAUCAAUUUACAAAUGGACAACAAGAGCACAAUUCAAAACUCUAACUUCAAAUAGUGGAAGCAGAAAUCUAACUCGGACUCGAUUGCCAUUGUUGCUCAUACAACAUUACUAAACGCUCCACAUAAUGGACUGCGACAUGAUGUACUAUAAACAGUUGCUUCAGAUGAUUACCUGAUUAUUGAACGUUUUUAUAGUAAAGCUAUAUGGACUCUGAAUUAUAAAUCAACAUUUUCUAUCAGUGCAUCAAACUAACUUCGACAUCAUCCAAAUCGUAUGCCAACAUCUAAGAUUCAUUUUUUUAACAAUUAAACUACAUUGUAUUAAUUAAAUUUUGAUACACUUACAGCGGGGACUGGGUUGAUUUUGACCGGUGUCCGUUUGAUCUCUAUGCAAUAACUUUUUUUUUCCUGCAAUAACACUUGAACCACAAGAGCUGUGCUUUUUGUACAAAAUUACAACGUGGAAUAAAAUACCCAAAGCUUUACCAUCUAUAUGUAAACCACAGUAUUAAAGUUGCAGUACCCUUUCUUAGUCUUUUUAUAAAAGCUAUGUUGAAAUGUAUGAAAUAAAAGUGCGCAAUCCCUA
Chiloscyllium plagiosum (whitespotted bambooshark) is the source of this 1914-nucleotide messenger RNA. RefSeq names its product sarcoglycan, gamma (gene sgcg). The record is from RefSeq and is a predicted model, not a curated record. Gene Ontology annotation, biological process: cardiac muscle tissue development; heart contraction. Lineage: Eukaryota; Metazoa; Chordata; Chondrichthyes; Orectolobiformes; Hemiscylliidae. Gene Ontology annotation, cellular component: sarcoglycan complex; sarcolemma.